Messenger RNA from Acyrthosiphon pisum (pea aphid), 1619 nucleotides. RefSeq names its product cardiolipin synthase (gene CLS). NCBI's taxonomy places the organism in Eukaryota, Metazoa, Arthropoda, Insecta, Hemiptera, Aphididae. Gene Ontology annotation, biological process: cardiolipin biosynthetic process. The transcript has 2 exons. Bases 379 to 1302 code for a protein of 307 amino acids. Gene Ontology annotation, cellular component: membrane; mitochondrion. Gene Ontology annotation, molecular function: cardiolipin synthase (CMP-forming) activity. The record is from RefSeq and is a predicted model, not a curated record.
AAAUAUAUUAGGUAUCUCUUUAUCUCCCAAAAUGCUUAUCACACUUAGGUACGCUUAUCACUUUUCAGGAGAUCUGACCCCGGCCAUCAUUCAGGGCUCGGGCAUCACGAUUCGCGAUUCACGAUCAUUGACACUGACAUUCAGGCUUACUUAAGUAUCAAAAUAAUGCUUUAAUAUCAAUUUUAAAUUUAUAAAUCAAUUAAAAUCUCAUUAAAGAAUUUGAGUGAAGUUUGUUAGUCACAACAUUUUAUUACUAUAACUAUAACUUCACUAUUGAAUCAAAACAAGAUAACUCUGUGUUGUCGAAUAAAAUAUUUUUGUUGUCGCCAUUGUAUCAUAUGAAUGAUAAGAAGAAAGAACUAGGGAAUUGAGUGAAAAAUGCAUCAUCUAUUGAAAUAUAUAUUCGCUUCAAGCCAAUGUUGCUGUAAAAUGUAUUUACCUCAGUGCAGGAUGUGUUUUCCAACUGUAACUGCAAACAAUAAAUCAUUUUUAUCAGUCCGAUUGUAUAAAAAUCACAGAAUUAUGGCAAAUGUUUAUUUUGCGGAUGAUCGAUUUUCAAAGCGUCACAAUAAAUUGAAAAAUGCCAUUCGAGAUAAACAGAUUAUUUUACAAAAAACUAAACAAAAAUUUCAAACCAAAGGUAAAUUCAUACUGGAUGACAUCAAGGAGACAAAAUCAAAGGUACGAGAUACUAUAAAGGAGAAUGUUUGGACAAUACCGAACAUGCUGUGUAUGACUAGAAUAAUGCUAAGUCCUUACUUGGGUUAUCUUAUUGUUAAUGGAAACUUUGAGUAUGCCCUUAGUUUUGUGGCCAUAGCAAGUGUAACAGACUUAGUUGAUGGGUGGAUUGCUAGGAAUUUCCAAGGUCAGAAAUCAAAAUUGGGUAGUUUUUUAGACCCAAUGGCUGACAAAGUACUUGUGGGUACUAUGUUUUUCACAUUGACUUAUAUAGAUUUAAUCCCAAUAUAUCUUACCGGUAUAAUUAUAUUAAGGGAUCUAGUUUUAAUUGGUGCUGCCUUCCAAAUUCAUUAUAUGUCAAUACCUAAACCCAGGACUUUAAGUAAAUUAUUUGAUGUCACCAAUACCAAUGUUCAAUUAGCACCCAUGUUCAUAAGCAAGGUGAAUACUACAGUUCAAUUAUCAAUGGUUUGUGCAACUUUAGCAGCUCCAGUGUUUGAAUUUGUCGAUCACCCUGCACUCAAAGUGUUAUGGUGGCUAACAACUGCUACUACAGUGUCAUCGGCAGUAAGUUAUAUAGUGCAUAGAAAAAAGACUUAUAAAAUAUUUAAUAACCAAAAAUGAUAAAUUGUUUUACCUAACCUCCAUACAUAAAUAACAGUAUCUUUGACAAAAAAAUGUUUUGAUUUUAAUAUAUUUAAGACAAAUUAUUAUAAAUGUAGGUAUAUAUUUACUAUGUGUAAACACUGAAUAUAAUUUAUAAAAUAUAUACGUAUAAUAAUUCCAAAAAUAUAUAUUUUUAUUCAAAUUAGUAACUUUUAUCAUAUUAAGUCCUUACAAGUAACAAUAGUUAUAAGUUAAAAUAUUUUACUGUUGAAUCAUUCAUCUAACUUUAAUUUCAGUUAAAAAUAUUAUUUUGUUAUUUAAUAAAUUAGUUUAAA